Molecule: messenger RNA, 3102 nt
Organism: Closterium sp. Naga37s-1
Lineage: Eukaryota; Viridiplantae; Streptophyta; Zygnematophyceae; Desmidiales; Closteriaceae
Source: the annotation of a GenBank genome assembly
CUCACCACUCACGUGCUGCAGCCAGCGCGUCUGGUAUCUCCGCGCACGCUGCAGCUCCUCCUAGACGCACUCACCGCCCUCAGAGCCUGCCACACCCGCGCUCGCAUGGCCCCUACCUCCACCACUGCUGCUGCUGGCCGUGCUGCUGCCUCUGCCAUGGGCGCUCGAAAGAGUGCUGCCAAGCCUGUCUGGCUGCACUUGGACCUCCUCACCCUGGCACAGGCUGCACAGUACUGUGGUGCGUCCCUCACGGCCAUUCUCUAUGCGGAGCUCUGGUGUGAGGCACGCUUUGGACGGCCCACUCUUGGCGAACCAAGCUUUGAUGAGGACUCUGACGCGGUGGAGCCCCAUGAGGCGCUGCUGCUGGGCAGCUACAGUGCCGUGAACGAGCCUGAUGCCAUCUAUGCCGUCGCCCGCACCAAUAAGCUGCCGUCCCGUCUGGCCAUCGACCGCCACGAGGGGCGAUGGGAGAAGGUCCUUGAGACGCUGGACCAUGCCAUGUCACACCGCCCUGCACCUGCGGCUGCUGCUCUUUCCUCUGCUGCUCUUUCCUCUGCUGCUACUCCUGCAAUGCCCUCAUUACAGUCGCGGUCACAGUCACAGCAGGGAGUAGUGGCAGCACUGCAGCACAUGGCAUGCUCCCACGUGCUGCAAGCGUACUGCCACGGUGCAGUGACAGCCCCUGCUGCUGCUGCAGGUGCUGCUGCAGGUGCUGCUGCGGCUGUGGGCACAGCAGGAAUGGUGGUCGAUGGAGCGUUUGCCUCUGACACAACUGACUUUCUUGAGCUCCAGUACGAAGCUGCGUGGAAGAUGGGCAAGUGGGACCUGCCAGCAGCUCAGCUCCCAGUCCCAGACUCGCACCAGUCAUCACCCUACCCGCCCUCCACCUCCUCCACACGUGCAGCCCCAGAAGGCAGCACCACCACCGCAACCGCCAUGGCCAUGCCUGGCUUUGCUGCUACUGGCUUCCACGCCGCGCUCUACAGUGCGCUCAAGGCCUUCCACAACGCUGACAACGCCUCCUCCAUUGCCGCUGCUGCUGCUGCUCAGCAGACUAUUGUGUGCCAGCUGGCGUCCACGUCAGCAGAGAGUGCUCUCCACAUCAACUCCCGCCUCGUCCUCCUCCAGAUUCAAAUUUCCCCAACCCUCUCUCUCGUGUCCGUCCAAAUGUCUCUCCUCUUCCGCAACUCACAAGCGGAAGGAGUUGGAGGAGAUGACAAAGCGACUGAAGGCGUCCAGACGAGAGGACGAGAGGCGGGUGUACGGGAUGAAGAUCAUGGAGCUGCAGAAGCAGCUGAGCAUGGACGACCGGGAGGCCAACGACCUGUACAGGGCGAGCAUGACAUGUACCUGCGAGCUGCUCUCGAUAAUUACAGGAACUGCCUUCUUGCGGCCGACACGUUCAACAUCAAAGGGGUGUUCCGCCUGACGGCCCUCUGGUUCACUCUGCUCAAUGAUGCCACGGCAGACGCGGUGAAUGCAGAGAUGCUCACAACCAUCCAGACGGUGCCAUCAUACAAGUUCCUACCGCUGGUCUACCAGAUGGCAUCCCGCAUGAGUGAGCGAGACCCCCACGGCUCACCGCCUCUCCACCCUGACACACCUGACUUCCAGUCAGUGCUGACAACUCUCGUCAAGCGAAUGGCGGACGAUCAUCCCCUGCACACCGUGCCUGUGCUCAUGGCGCUGGCCAAUGGCAACAGGGUGCGCAGCAGCCAGCGCGGGCGCAACCUCUUUGUCGUGGAUGAGGACAAGAUCCGGGCGGCAAAGGCUGUCCUGGGUGGCAUGGCUGAGCGGCACAAGCCCAUGCUGGAUGAGAUGCAGCAGCUGAUGGAUCUGUACAUCCGCCUGGCGGAGAUGGAGUCCAGCAAGGAGGAUCUCAUGCGCUUGAAGCAGCUUCCGAGAAACUUCCGCAGUGUCAGGGACCUCUUACGGGUGCCGGUGCUCACAGCCUCGGUGCCUGUGGACCGAACCUGCUGCUAUGCCCCGGGUUCCUUCCCUGCCUUCUGCGGACUCAAGGACAGCAUGCGGGUGAUGCACGGGGUGAAUGCGCCCAAGGUGGUGGAGUGCAUGGGAUGUGACGGCCGCGUGUACAAGCAGCUCGCCAAGUCGGGCAACGAUGACCUCCGGCAGGACGCUGUGAUGGAGCAGCUGUUCGGGCUGGUGAACUCGCUGCUGCAAGCCCAUGAGGGGGCCACCAGGCGCCACCUCGCCAUCCGCACCUACAAGGUGGUGCCAUUCACUCCCAGCGCAGGACUACUUGAGUGGGUGGAUGGCACGCUGCCGCUUGGGGAGUACCUUCUAGGAAGCACUCGCAAGGGAGGGGCACACGCACGCUACGGGGGCUCUGAUUGGCCCUUCAUGACAUGCCGUGAAGUGAUGUCGCGGGAAAGCGACAAGAGGCAAGCGUUUGACAAGGUUCUUCAGAACUUUCACCCUGUGAUGCGCCACUUCUUCCUGGAGCGCUUCAUGCUGCCUGCUGACUGGUUUGACCGCCGCCUCACGUACACUCGCAGCGUGGCCGCCACCUCCAUGGUGGGGUACGUGGUGGGGCUGGGCGACCGGCAUGCGAUGAACAUUCUGCUGGACGAGCGAUCAGCAGAGGUGAUUCACAUCGACCUGGGGAUUGCGUUCGAGCAGGGACUCAUGCUUAAGACGCCUGAGAAGGUGCCAUUCCGUCUCACGCGGGACAUCAUUGACGGCAUGGGUGUGAGCGGCGUGGAGGGGGUGUUUCGGCGCUGCUGUGAGACGGUGCUGGCGGUGAUGCGGGAGAACAAGGAGGCACUGUUGACCAUUAUUGAGGUGUUCAUCUAUGAUCCGCUUUACAAGUGGGCCCUCUCUCCGCUUAAGGCGCUGCAUCGGCAGAAGAUGGAGGAGAGUGAGGAGGCGAUGGAGGAGGAGGGGACGGAGGAGGAGAGCGGCACAGCGAUGGAGGGCAACGAGGAGGCCACGAGAGCACUGCUGCGAGUCAAGCAGAAGCUGGAUGGCUUUGAGGACGGCGAGAUGCGUAGCCUGGCCGGGCAGGUGCAGCAGCUGAUCAAGGACGCACAGGACCCAGACCGCCUUGCCGUCAUGUUUCCAGGAUGGGGAGCUUGGCUGUAG